UAAGCAUUAAGUGCGGAUAUUUUCAGUGUUAUUUUCUAUUUAAAUAUUAAGGUUUUCUGCAUGAGCAGAUACUCUCAAGUGCUCCGACCGACCGAUAUAUGUCCGCAUUAGAUUUUUAUGACAGUAACAGGAUUGGACUACUAAAUUUAAUUAUAAUUUUAAUUAUUUGAAAUAAAUGACAAUGUAUCGUCACAACUUUAUUAUAUGCAGUGUUACCGUCUUGGAGAAAGACAAAGGACGGCAUAAAAGAGAUUCAAAGCACGCAAAGCAGGACAUUAUUCAUGGCAAAGGACAAUUCAUGUCAUAACAAAGAUAUGUACAAGCACCCAGAUGGUAUUUUUAGAUGUUCAGCGGACACAUCAAUGUGGGUGAUUUACUACAGUCUUAUAAACAGAGACCAUAUGGCACGCCGCUCUUCGGUCCGAUAAACUACCAUAUGGCCAAAGCGUCCCGUUUAGUCCUGACACAAUCCGAUUAACCUGUUAAACAAACCACUCGGUUUCUCUCCUAGUACUGGUGGCAUUCUUUCUCGAAACGGCCUGAAGUCCAUUGAUAACACCUAUUCAAGCGUUUAUCAAUAAGCAGGAGCUUUAAUCGCGACAAAUAUUUCUACAGGUGAGUUUUCGAUGACAAUUGCCAGUCGAGAGUGGGCAUGAGUCUAUGCCAUGGCUAGAGGAGUCCAGCGAAGAUAGAGCAGAACUGCAGUGCCAUGGAGGAUGCCCAGUCCAGACCCCAUUCAUCCCACUCCACAUACUCGCAGAGGACUGAGGAUGGAGCAUCCGCGCUGGGAAAUCAUUUUGAACAUCACCUUACUGUCAAUCAGGCAAUCCUGGUGGUUGCCAAGCGCUCAGAAAGCCCCAAUCUGAGUAUGACCGAAGAGACAAUCUACAUCCCUCGAACAGUGUCUUCAGUUGAUGCGUGCACCAACACAGAACCUCCUUACGAAUGCUGCCCAAGGCUACGCAGAUUAUGCCCGUGCCCACCCCGAGGCUUGCUGGCCACAAUAAUCACCAAAGUGACCAUGGCUGCAGUGCUCUUUGGGGUGGUGUGGUCCAUUACAGAGAAGGAAUGCCUCCCGGGUGGGAACCUCUUCGGAAUUGUGACUCUGUUCAUCUGUUCUGUGGCUGGAGGAAAACUGUUUGGACGCAUCAGCUUUCCAAACCUGCCACCAUUACCUCCUCUUCUCGGCAUGCUGCUGGCAGGCUUUAUCCUUAGAAACAUCCCUGUGGUGACAGAUGCGGUUUACAUUGAUGUUAGAUGGUCUGCCUCUCUAAGGAACAUAGCUCUUGCUAUCAUUCUGGUCAAAGCUGGGCUGGAAUUAGACGGCAAGGCCCUGAGGAAGCUUAAAGCAGUGUGUUUACGUUUGUCCAUAUUUCCUCUCACCUUUGAGGCAACCACUAUGGCCGUGGUCUCCUAUUUAUUAUUGGGUCUUCCAUGGGUCUGGGGCUUUAUACUAGGCUUUGUUCUUGGGGCUGUUUCUCCUGCGGUGGUGGUUCCAUCCAUGCUGCUUCUACAGAAGCAAGGAUAUGGAGCAGAGCAGGGUAUACCUACUCUUCUCAUGGCAGCAUGCAGCGUUGAUGACAUCAUUGCCAUUACCUGCUUCACCACCUGCUUGGGUGUAGCUUUCGCUACAGGCACAGUGUGGUUAAAUGUGCUGAGAGGACCGCUGGAGGUGUUAGGUGGUGUGAUUGCUGGUGUGGCGUUAGGAUAUUUUCUGCAUUACUUCCCCAGCAAAGAUCAGGGAAGCCUGGUGCUAAAACGAUCCUUCCUGGUGCUAGGGCUGGCUGUGUUUGCUUUGUUUGGCAGUAAUGUGGCCGGGAUUCCUGGCGCAGGAGGCCUCUGUACACUGGUGCUGGCUUUUGUGUCAGGAAUAGGAUGGGGAAAUGCAAAGGCUCCAGUGGUAGAGAUGGUGGAAAGGUUCUGGCAUGUGUUCCAGCCUCUUCUCUUUGGUCUUAUCGGUGCUGAGAUUGUCAUUGGUGCUUUGGAGAUCAGCACUGUUUCCCUAGGCAUAGCAGCCCUGUUCAUUGCUCUCACUGUACGGUUGCUCAUCACUUUUGCUGUGGUUCUGCGUGCUGGCUUUAACCUAAAAGAGAAAGUCUUUAUCGCUCUUGCCUGGAUGCCUAAAGCCACAGUACAGGCCGCUAUAGGCUCUACAGCUCUGGAUAUGGCCCGUUCUAAGAAUGACCUUGAGCUGCAGAAAUACGGUAUGGACGUCCUCACCGUGGCUGUGCUGUCCAUUCUCAUCACCGCUCCUAUUGGAGCCCUCAUCAUUGGCCUGCUUGGCCCUCGAAUGUUGCAGAAACCAAAGAACCCUGAGUGGGCUGUCAGCCAAGGUGCUUUAUCAGCAUCAGGCACACCGGUGACAUACGAGAGUGCUUUGUGAUCCAUGAUAGAAGCUUUUGGAAAUUUCUGGACUGGAGUUUCCAGGAUCUUAGAAGGAAUUGACACCCAACAUCUGAGGCUGCUGAUAAACCUGUUUCUCUUCUCAGUUGUCUGUUACGCCCCUCUGAAGUCAGACUGCAGAUAUGGCACUUGAAUAUUGUUUUUCAGAGCUGGACGGAAACAAUCCAACAUUACAUUAUUUAGACACAGGCAAUGAUAGUACUCUUAAUUUAUCGUUCUCCUUGAAAUCACAAGGAGUUUUUAAGCAUCAAACACUACAGAGAUUGUUUUAGAGCUAUCAAGAAAAAUAUUUAAACUAAAUAUUUUUAUUUUAAAUAAAAUAUUUGUUGUUUUUAAUAUUUAUUUUCCAAAUGGCAUGCUGCUGUUUUGAUUGUAUUUGUUACAUUGUUAACUCAGUCUAUAAAAAAGUAAUGUAGUGGUCAGUUUUGUAUCGACCUCCUGCAUUCUGACAUUUUACAUCAGUGUUCCUGCAGGUAUCUACAGUCAGACUCUUUUGUGUUUACAAUAGAAGUUAUUUUAGAAUCUAAUGAAAGAGACUUUAUUAUUAUUCAAUAUCUUGCUAACGCUAAAACUGUCGGCAUUGAACAGCUUAUGUUACUUUCCAAUUAACAAUUCGUAUUUAUUUAGCAGUUAUUGGAGUAAUUUUUUUUUACAUGAUUGUGUUUUUAUGCAUCUAAUUUAACCUAUUAUCAUGCAGGGUCCUGCGAAAGGUUUAGAUAAGAGUAUUUUUUUUAGUGAAGUGAGUUUACAAGGUUUUGUCUCAGAAUAUAAUAGUAAUGCUACAUGCAGUCAUUGUUAAUUUUCAAAGUAAAACUAUUGUUAUUAAUAAUUUAUGCAUAUGUAAUCAUGUACCACCUUUUUUUUUUAAUUA
Xyrauchen texanus (razorback sucker) is the source of this 3274-nucleotide messenger RNA. Its product is annotated as sodium/hydrogen exchanger 9B2-like. Gene Ontology annotation, biological process: proton transmembrane transport. Lineage: Eukaryota; Metazoa; Chordata; Actinopteri; Cypriniformes; Catostomidae. Gene Ontology annotation, molecular function: antiporter activity. The record is from RefSeq and is a predicted model, not a curated record. Gene Ontology annotation, cellular component: membrane. The coding region runs from base 710 to 2383 and encodes 557 amino acids. The transcript is spliced from 12 exons.